AUGGCGGACAAAGUGGUCGACAAAAAGCCCGAAAUUGACUUGGACACCGAAUUUUAUCCCUGUUGCAUUACAUGGACAACUAUUCCAGUUAUAUCAUGGUUUCUUCCAUUUAUAGGACAUCCAGCUGUAUGUGACACCAAAGGUAUUCAUCAUGAUUAUAGCUUUCCCCAUAUAGUCCAUGCGGGACGACGGACUAUAUUAGGGCGGACAUUUAAAUACCUUCCUCUUCAGUUUGGUGAUGGUGUAACCUGUGACGACUUUGAGAAGGCCAUUGACACUGCAAAUAAGAAGUGGAAACACAUUAUGCACAAGUACAUCAUCGACAAUUGCCACGAUUAUUGUGUCGACAUCCUCAACGAUAUUAAAUAUAAAAACAAGGACAACUGGUGCAACUUCACGUUUAUGCUCGAGCUUCUCUUCCACUCCGUUUAUGUGAAUAAAUCCCGACAUUUUGCCACUUAUCUCCCCGGCAUAAUAUUAUGGUCGUUUAUCCUGUUGGCUAUUGGAGGCUUUAUCGUUGUCAUGUUAUAUCAGAAGAACUUCUUUUAA
Messenger RNA from Entamoeba invadens IP1, 549 nucleotides. RefSeq lists its product as hypothetical. NCBI's taxonomy places the organism in Eukaryota, Evosea, Mastigamoebida, Endamoebidae. The transcript has a single exon. The record is from RefSeq and is a predicted model, not a curated record. Bases 1 to 549 code for a protein of 182 amino acids.